AUGCAUUUCCUGUUCCUUCUCUUGGUGACCUUGCUUCAAUCUCCUCCUGCUAGAGCUGGGGAAAUUAUUGGAGGCCAGGAGGCAAAACCCCUUUCCAGGCCAUACAUGGCAUAUCUGAAGUACAGCAAAAAUAAUGAAGAAUAUACAUGUGGUGCUUUCCUGAUUCAAGAAGACUUUUUGCUGACAGCAGCUCACUGCUGGGGAAGUUCAAUAAAUGUCACUCUGGGGGCCCACAACAUCAAGAAGUCAGAAACGACCCAGCAACAGAUUCCUGUGCUCAGAGCUAUUCCCCAUGAAAAAUAUGACAGCAAGACCUUCAACAAUGACAUUAUGCUAAUAAAGCUGAAGGAGAAGGCUAAGCUGACCAGAGCUGUUGGGCUCUUGGCCUUGCCCAGGAGGAAGAACAGUCUGAGGCCUAGGAUGCGUUGUAUUGUGGCAGGCUGGGGGUGUGACCUCGAGGAGAAAUAUCCAGACACACUUCAGGAGGUGGAGAUAAAAGUGAGGAAGGAGCAAGAGUGCAUGGCCCAAUACCAUGGAGAGUACAAGGUCUCUACCCAGAUUUGUGCUGGAGAUCCAGAACACCAAAAGGCUUCCUUUAAGGGAGAUUCUGGAGGUCCUCUUGUGUGUGACAGAGUGGCCCAGGGCAUUGUCUCCUAUGGAUGUGAAGAUGGGACAUGCCCCCAAGUCUAUACCCGGAUCUCCAGCUUCUUAGGAUGGAUCAAGAGAACAAUGAAUGCACACAAGUACUAA
This is a messenger RNA of Dromiciops gliroides (monito del monte), 750 nucleotides long. RefSeq names its product granzyme B(G,H)-like. Gene Ontology annotation, biological process: proteolysis. Gene Ontology annotation, cellular component: cytoplasm; intracellular membrane-bounded organelle. Lineage: Eukaryota; Metazoa; Chordata; Mammalia; Microbiotheria; Microbiotheriidae. The record is from RefSeq and is a predicted model, not a curated record. Gene Ontology annotation, molecular function: serine-type endopeptidase activity. Bases 1 to 750 code for a protein of 249 amino acids. The transcript has 5 exons.